Molecule: messenger RNA, 4339 nt
Organism: Camelus dromedarius (Arabian camel)
Lineage: Eukaryota; Metazoa; Chordata; Mammalia; Artiodactyla; Camelidae
Gene: PARP3
Product: poly(ADP-ribose) polymerase family member 3
Biological process (GO): double-strand break repair; protein poly-ADP-ribosylation
Cellular component (GO): nucleolus; site of double-strand break
Molecular function (GO): NAD+-protein mono-ADP-ribosyltransferase activity; NAD+ poly-ADP-ribosyltransferase activity
Source: RefSeq, a predicted model, not a curated record
CCAGAAGUGGGAGGGAGGGAGAUUUUCCUUUCACUUUCCCUUCUACCUUAGGAUACACAGGAGAGCUAGAGAGGGUGCAGAGCCCCCACUCCUUGACCAGAGUGGACAGACCGGACAGGGGUCCUGUGACUGGAGAAAAGGGCGUAUCUGGGUUGCAGAGAGCUGGGUUUGGUCAGAGGCUGGGAGGGAGGAGAUGCAGGCAGGGGGAGGCAGUGGGAGGUCACCAAAGGGCAAACCCAGUGUGGGACAAGUUGGUGCUAUGCCAGCCACGUGGGGUGCAAAGGCCAGGGAGGCCCAAGGGCCCCCUCUGUGCCCCAGAAUAGCCAUGGCCCCAAAGUGCAAGCCCCAAGUGCAGCAUGAGGGCCUUGAGAAGAAGAGGCAGCCAGGUACAGAAGAAGAGGACAAUUUCCACUCCACUGCCGAGGCCCUGAGGGCCGCACCCACAGAGAAGCAUGUAGUCCGAGUGGACCCCCUGUGCCCGCUCAGCAGCAACCCCGGGACCCAGGUAAGCUGUAACUACGACUGCAUCCUGAACCAGACCAACAUCGCGAGCAACAACAAGUUCUACAUCAUCCAACUGCUGGAGGAGGGUGACCACUUCGUCUGCUGGAACCGCUGGGGCCGUGUGGGAGAGGUGGGCCAGUCAAAGCUCAGCCCCUUCGUGUCACUGGAGGAAAAGAAAGACUUUGAAAAGAAAUUUCGGAACAAGACCGAGAACAUUUGGGCAGAGCGGGACCACUUUGUGGCCCACCCCAGCAAGUACACACUUAUCGAAGUACAGAGAGAAGAUGAGGCCCAGGAAGCCAUGGUGAAGGUAGACGGAGGCUCCAUGAGGACUGUGGUUUAACGGGUGCGGCCCUGCUCCCUGGACCCAGCCACACAGAAGCUCAUCACCAACAUCUUCAGCAAGGACAUGUUCAAGAAUGCCAUGGCCCUCAUGAACCUGGAUGUGAAGAAGAUGCCCCUGGGGAAGUUGAGCAAGCAGCAGAUUGCCUGAGGCUUUGAGGCCCUGGAGGCACUGGAGGUGACUCUGAAAGCCCCCACAGAUGGUGGCUGCAGCCUGGAGGAGCUGUCCUCCCACUUCUACACUGUCAUUCCCCACAACUUCAGCCACAACCGGCCCCCCCCCACCAACUCCCCGGAGCUUCUGCAGGCCAAGAAGGACAUGCUGCUGGUGAGGGUGCUGGCCAAGACUCUGAAGGCAGCCCCAGAGGAGACAAAGCAGGUGGAGGAGGUGCCACACCCACUGGACCAAUAUUAUCAGCUCCUCAAAUGCCAGCUCCAGCUGCUGGACCCAGAGGCACCGGAGUACCAGAUGCCCCACAGAGGAAUGGGACUCGCAGUGAUGCAUACCUAUUUAGAACAGACUGGCAACAACUACAGGUGUUCUGCUCUCCAACACAUUUGGAAAGUGAACCGAGAAGGGGCGGGCAAUCAGUUCCAGGCUCACUCCAAGCUGGGUAAUCAGAAGCUACUGUGGCAUGGCACCAACAUGGCUGCGGUGGCCGCCAUCCUCACCAGCGGGCUCCGCAUCAUGCCACAUUCUGGUGGCCGUGUUGGCAAGGGCAUCUACUUCGCCCCAGAGAACAGCAAGUCAGCUAGCUGUGCUACUGGUAUGUCCUGCGGGGCCCAUCACAUUGACUACAUGUUCCUGGGUGAGGUGGCACUGGGCACAGAGUACCACUUCACCGACGACAAGCCCAGCUUGAAACAGCCACCCGCUUGCUUCAACAGUGUCAUCACCUGAGGCCACACAGAGCCUGACCCAACCCAGGACACCGAGCUGGAGCUGGAUGGACAGCAAGUGGCAGUGCCCCAAGGCCAACCCGUGCCCUGCCCAGAAUUCAGCAGCUCCAGUUUCUCCCAGAGCGAGUAUCUCAUCUACCAGGAGAGCCAGUGCCACCUGCGCUACCUGCAGGAAGUUCGCUUCUGAGCUGUCUGCCUGCACCCCAACUGCCCAGCCAGGGCCCUGCUAGGAGCUCACCCAUCCUCCUCAAUCUUUCUGCCCAUCCCUGGUGUCCCCAUAUCACUCCUUCUUCCUACUCUUAAACCUCCCUCCUGGGUUCCAGACAGUGAUCGCCUCUCCCUCCAUUCCUUGUUAGUCCUGACAUGGCUGUAGCCUCAGGGUCUCGCCUUCUCAGGUGAUGAGCCUGAUGAACUGGCAUUAUUACUGGGACCUGGAUACAGCAGUUUGGGGGGCACAGGCUGAGAGUGGGUGGGUUCCUCAUCCAUUCGGGCCGUCCACUUAGCCCAGACCGUCCUUCCGAGAGGUGUGAUCACCAAGGUGGGCCGAACUUCAGGCACGCAGGGGCGUGUUUAUUAAAUGUUGUAUUCACUCACCCUUGGCCUCUGCUUGUCGGUGCCACAGCUGCGCCAGGCCCGGGCCUCCUCACUCUCCACGGCGACCUCUAGGGAGUUCACAGCAGUUCCAGCCCCACUCUCGGGAGCGACCGCUCACAAGGGUUGAUGUGGGUCACACACUCCCACCCACCUGGUCAAUCUACAUCAGUCACUGCAACAGCCAGCCUCCUCUGAUCACUGAGCCUUCAGAGGGGACCCUUGCCAUCAACUCAGAACUGUUAGUCACGUGGGACCCACCUGGUGAUUCUGUCCUUCAGCCCAAACGUGGCCACGCACAUCAAGCGGGCCUCAUGUCUGGGCACCAAACACCCAUGUGUGUCUUAUAUCUGAAUAUUAUAGACAAGCUGAGAAUAUGUCCAAGGGGCACAGCUCUGGUGUCACAAAAGGCAUGCUAGUUAUCACCCCUGGUAACCCUGUCCACAGACGAGGGGUGCAGGCACUAGACAACAGGUCAGGAUCUGGUGCAGAGUCACACACUGCAUUUUGUUUUCAUGUCUCUGUGGCCUCCUUUCAUCUGAAACCAUUCCUCAGCUUUUCUUUUUCCCCAUAACUUUGACACCUUCAACACUCCCGAGGAGUACAGGCCAGUUGUUUGAUGGACUGUCUCUCAAUUUGGGCUUGUCUGAUGUUUUGCAGUGAUUAGAUGCAGGCAUUGCAGUUUGGGCAGGAACAUUAGGUGAACGAUGUGUCCUCGGUGCACUGUAUCAGGAGGGACACGUCCUAUUGUUAGUGAUGUUAACUUUGAUCACUUAAGGUGGUGUCCACCAGGUUUCUCCACUGGGAAGUUACCACUUCUCCCAUUUGUAAUUAAUCAGCAAUCUGUGGGGAAAUAUUUUGAGGUGUGACUGUCCCAUUCCUCAUCAACCUUCACCAGCUAGCUUUCACAUCCAAUGAUGAUUUUUACCUGAAAUCAAUGGCUUGAAUCAACUUUUGCUUAGAUGGUUGCAAAUGAGUUACCUAAUUCCAUCAUUUCUUCUAUAUUUAAUAGUCCCCUUUCAUUCUUUCUUAUCAGUAUGGAUUUAUGGGUUGUUAUUUCUAUGCAAUGGGUUAUAAUCUGUUACUGUUAUUAUUUUGAUCCUUAAAUUUUCCUAGCUUUGGCCAGCAGAAGGUCCUUCACGAUGACUCCUGUGGCUACAUCGUUUUGUGAGCACUUCCUUAGCUUCUGGCAUCAUGAGAUGUUCCAGGCUCAUCUUGCACAAACCUGGAAUCUGCCAUUUCUCCAAGGAGCCCUGGUUCUCUGGAGCCAGAAAUGGUAUUUAGAAUCCAAGAUCUGAGCAGUAGGUUUGUUCUUUGAUAUUGUGUGUCACUGCUUUUAAGUCCUUGUAGCAGAGAGAGCUAGGAAAUAGGUCUAUGAAAAUUAACAAACACAUCUAUCUGUAUCUAUUUCUCUAACUCCAAUUCAGCACCACAGGGUCCUUCCAUUCUUCCCCAAAUCCAUGUUUAUACCCCUUUCUCUAACAGUCAGAGCCUUGGUUCCCAACAACAUCAGUACAUUUACUUAUUUGUUCAAUUCCACAGAAAAAGAAGUUCCAGAAUUGCUACAUCCAAGCCAUUGUGAAAAACAAAGUUUCUAAGUAGAGUUCAAGAUUUAUUGAAUCUUAUUCAAAAUCUCUUUUUGUCUUUAGAUGGAGGGUCAAUGGUCAAAGUAACAGUUUGAGCCCAGGUUCCAAUGUUACUUGGAUUAGUUAUCUGUUUCCCUUCAGCGUAGUUAUGUUAUUCAUUUGAAAUGCUGGUCGGUUCAUUUGUUUCUGGUUCUGUUAUUCUUGGGUUUUCCUCAUCGUUGUUAAUUUAUUUUUUUUCAAUACGUAGAACAUUAACAUGGUUCCCAAAAGUCCAAGUUGUACAAAAGUCCAAGCAGAGUGUCCUUCUAGUCAUCUUAAUCCAUGCCAUCCAACCUGCUGUAGAGGGGGUGGGUGAAGUUUAUCCUUCCUGCAUUUCUUUUUGCAAAUUAAAAAAAUAAAAAACCAUAAACUACAAA